Schistocerca americana (American grasshopper) is the source of this 825-nucleotide messenger RNA. Its product is annotated as protein lethal(2)essential for life-like. The record is from RefSeq and is a predicted model, not a curated record. Gene Ontology annotation, molecular function: protein folding chaperone. Lineage: Eukaryota; Metazoa; Arthropoda; Insecta; Orthoptera; Acrididae. Gene Ontology annotation, biological process: protein refolding; response to heat. Bases 150 to 698 code for a protein of 182 amino acids. The transcript is spliced from 4 exons.
AGGUGUCGAGAACAUUCUCGUACAAAGCCGCUGGAUAUUUAAAAGCGCCGACUGCGCAUACGUACAUCGCAGAUCGAAGUUGUGUGUGCGACUGGUGGUUACGUACUACGUCGUUUCUGCUGCUCUGAUUGUUGUUUCUUAACAGAAAGAUGGCUCUUGUUCGUGAACUAUUCGACGAACUAAAUCGCCCAAUGUAUCUGUUUGAUCAGAAUUUUGGGCUUGGGAUGUUGGGUGAUGACCUAUUGAUGCCACGCACGGCUACAGUGCCUUUGCUGUCUGGUUACUACCGUCCGUGGCGUCAUGUUGCAACGAGGCACAGCGGUACAUCAAACAUUCAGAAUACAAAAAGCGAUUUUAAGGUGAGUCUUGAUGUGCAGCAAUUCAAGCCAGACGAAAUAAAUGUAAAAAUGGUUGACGAUUUCGUCGUCGUUGAAGGAAAACACGAGGAGAGACAGGAUGAGCACGGUUUUAUUUCCAGACAGUUUACUCGCAGAUAUAAGCUACCAAAUGAUGUUGAACCAGAGGCAGUAACGUCAAAACUAUCAUCUGAUGGUGUUCUUACCAUUACAGCUCCAAAGAAACAACUGCCUCCAGCAGACUCAAAAGAGAGGGUCAUUCAAAUUGUGCAGACCAACAAACCUGCCCUGAGAUCUGCACCUGGAAAUGAUGGUGACAAACAGGAGAAGAUGGAACAAUAAUUAAAAAAAAAAAUUCAUUAAGUAACUGUAAACAUGACUGGUUCAUUAAAUUUUGAGACUGAAAUAAGCUUGGAAUUCUCAUAUUUGCAUUUCUUUGUAUACUAAGUAAUAAAGAACUUUUUCUCAA